This is a messenger RNA of Oppiella nova, 429 nucleotides long. NCBI's taxonomy places the organism in Eukaryota, Metazoa, Arthropoda, Arachnida, Sarcoptiformes, Oppiidae. The record is from the annotation of a GenBank genome assembly.
AUGCAUUUCUCAUUACAACUAAAGCUAUCAUUCAUUACACGAAUCCGUUUGGAGACCAAUCCAUCACCGGAUGACUCGACCCACGGAUCAGAUCACAAGAUACUGUUGGACAUCGACGACCGGUUUUAUGUGACGCAAUUAAUACACGAUUUAAAAGGCGACAAAUUAUCGCAAACUUAUGGCCCGAAUACACUGAACAACAGCUCAGACUCGAGUGGAUACGGGUGUCCACCACACGAUGGUAGCCAACCAGUGGUCGUGGAGUUCUCGUCGCCAAACAUAGCUAAACCCUUCCACGUGGGGAACUACAGGUCCACUAUUAUCGGCAACUUUGUGGCCAACUUUCACCGAUUCUGCGGCCAUCGCGUGGUUGGACUCAACUAUUUGGGAGACUUCGGCACUCAGUUCGGGAUCCUAUCGCUCGCUUAC